Actinia tenebrosa (Australian red waratah sea anemone) is the source of this 888-nucleotide messenger RNA. RefSeq lists its product as uncharacterized. The record is from RefSeq and is a predicted model, not a curated record. NCBI's taxonomy places the organism in Eukaryota, Metazoa, Cnidaria, Anthozoa, Actiniaria, Actiniidae.
GAAGCUGAAUUUUUACGAAACAUGAAUCAUAGUUGGUGUGAAAUAAUGUUGGUUGUUUGGUACUCGGUCGUUCUUCUCCUUCUUCACCAACCAGGAGAUAUCACUGCUUCAUUAAGGUGGCCUGGAGGAAUUUAUGGUCUUCCCAAACCUAAAUCAGGGUGUCCCGAAGAAUGGGGAAAAAAUAGAUGGGAAGAAAAUGGAGCGAUGUACCAAAAAACAACACAAGGACGUACCAGCAACGACAAAUCAAAUGACCUGCACUUGGCUGGGUACGUCAAACCAAGAGAAGUCAAGAUUAAUUUUUGUAUCAGCAAAACCAAUCCUGCUGGCCGUCAACCGUGGCCGAAAGGAGAAUACUGUAUCUACAGCAGGCACCGUAUUCGAAGCAUGGUGUGGGGAUUCAUUCGAAUGUAUGACGUGGGAAGUAAAACCUCUGCUAGUAAUACGUGCAGCAAUACCUUCUUUGAAGUAAAAUGGUAUCAUUAUAAUCGAAAAAGUUAUCUUUAUUCAGUACACUUUAAGUGUCAAACAAGAGGCAACAAAAAGAUUCCAAUCUCGUUGCCGAUAACCAAACCAUUUUAUCUGCUGCCUUAUGGAUCACGUGACUGUUAACAAGUGAAAUGGAUGGUAGCUACAACUGAAUGGAUCAAAGACUACACGUAUGAAAACCGCUACAAAAGGGGUAGACUACCACAUGACAUUAGGAGAUACGGGAAGGAAUUAACAAUGUAUUACUGCUAUUAUCAAAGCUGCAACUACACUAGAAAUGACAACAGGGGUGUUUUCCAGUCCCCUGGCUUCCCCGGUAAAUACCCGGAUGGACAGCUGUGCUCGUGGAGGAUCACGGUACCUGAUAAUCACACCCUAUUUGUGAACUUCACAAAAUUA